Molecule: messenger RNA, 3405 nt
Organism: Closterium sp. NIES-67
Lineage: Eukaryota; Viridiplantae; Streptophyta; Zygnematophyceae; Desmidiales; Closteriaceae
Source: the annotation of a GenBank genome assembly
UAACAAGGACCAUGCACGAACGUUGUCAAGUCCGAUAAGCGUUUCUCCUGCGUCAGUCUUUCCCAACAAAUGCCGUUCUGUACCUUCGCUGACUUCCGUCACUGAAUUAUCCAGGCGACCACGGUUAGGCCGUCAUGUUAUAGGAUAUAUCUCUCUAAAGAACGACGCGUGAAGUAGACCUCCCGUGUUAGCCGAAUUCGCGUUAGGAUACUUCCGCCUUAUACUAGAAUCGGCGAUUGAGUAGAUCGUCGAAUCGCGGGCCGAGUCCGCCGUCUAGAGCAAGCAGUUACUAACGAGUGCGCGAGAAUCAAUAUCGACUAGGGAAAGCACAAUCAAUCGCCGCAAAUGACUCGGGGAUUCUCGAGAAUUCGGCAUCGAACUCGGCACAGAAAUUCACAUUUUAAAACUCUCGAAGGGUGCACGUAGUCACCGGCGCGUAGACAGCACGGCCGCUUUCGAACGGUCUCGAUACAGUCCUCAUCAUUAAGAAAGUAUACAGGGUUGGAUAAUACGCAUCAGGCCUCGAGAUUGUCGAACGCUGCUGAACGCAAUGUCGGAAACGGAUGAGCUCACAGCGAAGACUGGCGGGUGGGGAGGAGCACACAAGCUAGCAGUUCCCUUCGACAGCGACGAGUGGAGUAACAGGGUUACCAGCAGCUUCAACGAAAUCACCCUCAGUGACGGCACCGGUGCCCGCGGCGGCGGCGGCAGAAGCGGCGCGGGAAGCGGCGUUAGAAGCGGCGCGGGAAGCGCGGCGAGCAGCCGACACAGCAGCAGCACGUUUAGCGGCAGGAGCGGCAGCAUAGCGUGGAGCGACGACUUUAGCGACUGCGGACUGUACGACCCGGCUAGCUAUCCCGAGACCCCUUCCUUUCACUCCGCCAUUGCGUCGUUCCAAACUGAACCGCCUCUUUCCGCCGCCGCCGCCGCCACCGCCGCCGACGACGACGCCGACCUUCCAGAUGGCGGUGUCUGCCGCGCCGCCGGCGAUGCGGCGAGUUUUCAAUGCGGCGCGUCUUCUCGGCGUGCUGGCCUGCCGCCGUCUGGCAUCUGCGAUCGCCACGUCAGCAGCAGCUGCGAGAUCCCCGGCGCGACGGAGGAGCACCGCAACGCUGCGUGUGAUAAUAUCGAGGGGAGCGGCCGUCGCGGCGGUGCGACGAGCUACGACACGGACGACGACGACGACGACGAGUGCGACAGUAACGAGAGCAGCGACAUCGUUGGUCGCGAGGUGAUCCGACGGUUCAACAGCAUCGGCCACGGAAUCGGCGGCGGGGGAUUAUCUACCAGCAGCCUGGGUAACAGAAUGAUGAUGCGGCAUGAUAAACACGUGGCCAUGGCUCCUCGUCCGAUGGGGUCCGGAGCAGCACCCAUGGGGAUAAUCAACGGUACGGGAAGUUAUUAUUACGGUGUAGGAUCUGGAAGGGGAGGGAAUCGGCCGGUUGCUACUGACGGGUCGGUUUCUAGCGGGGAUGACGUGGGGGACGGGUGCAGCGCGCCACAUCGGCGCGCUUUGAGCGUGGAUUUUCACCCGCCGCCCGUGUUCAUGCACUCCCCGCGCACGCCGCCAUUCGGCGGGGACGGCGGAGAUUGUUCCUCCCCGCUCUUCUCCCCUCAUAUCUCCCCGCGCAUGUCGCCCGCGCACUCGCCGCAUCGGCCUCCCUCCCAUCCUUGGUCGACUAGCCCGAGCGAAGCUUCCCCGCGCCCUCGAGAAGCUUCCGCUUGCCUUCCGUCAGAGCAAGCGGCUACAGAGGAGGAGGCAAGGGCGCACGCGGGAGAGGCGCUAGGGUCGAGGGUAGAAGAGCAAGGCCCGCAGCCCCAGCAGCAGCAGCAGCAGCAGCAGCAGGAGCAAGCGCAAGAGAAGCAAGACUCCAGUCAAGAAACUCUGUUGUUUAAAGGUCGGCACCAGCAACAUCCCCAGCAGCAGCAGCAGCUACAGCUGCAGCACAGGCGGCGGCCGCAGCUCCCACAGCAGCAGCACCUGAGGCUCGGGUCCGCCCGGUCCGGCAGCGCCGGGGCUACGGGCCAGCAUCGGCGGCACCGAUCCUAUGCAGACCACUCCGGUUCGGACCCAGCCCGGAGGUUCGGCAGCACCGGGAGCAUCGGGAGCAGCUGCCUCGGAAGCAGUAGCAACGGUGGUGGUGGUGGUGGAGGGGGGGAGACGGCAGUGGUAACACUGUAACCGCACGUAGCACCCUCCGAAGCCGUAGCUUCGGUGGUAACCACCACAGCAGCGCCAGCUUCGGCGGCAGCUUCGGCAGCCACGGGCUAAGCCACAGCCACAGCUGCGGCGUGGCUUUAAACCUCCCCCCUAGAAGCCCUCUUAAAUCCCCUGGUCAGCUUGCUAUGGCUCUGAGUGUGCCUGUGGGGUUGGAGUGCGGUGCAGGGGAGUUCAGUCCGGUGACAAGGUCACCCAGACCACCGAAAUCCCCGUUUUCUAAUGAUGCUGGGCCUUCUGUAUUCUCAGCUGAGAGGGUGGCGGUUAGCGGGAUUGCCGUGGCUGUUGAGUCGACUCAACGGCCGAUUCCCCUGCCCUCUGCUCCCGCUUCUGCUUCUGCAGCCCCUCCCAACCCCCCUGCUCCUGUUUCUGCUUUGGCUUCGCCUGCUGCUGGUCCGGAUGCUGCUGCUUCUGCUGCUACUGCCGCUGCUUCUGCUGCUGUCAAUGCGGCAGCUGCCGCCGCUGCAUUGCCAUCGCCUCCCGAUGCUGCUACAGCUGUCGAUCCUCAAGCCACGCCCUCGCAGCAAGCCGCAUUGCGGCUGCAUGAGGAUCAGAUCAAGCUGCUGCAGAGGCUGCAGCAGCAGCUGCAGCAACACCGGAUGCACCUGCAGCAGCAGCAGCAGCAGCAGCAGCAGGGGCAGCAAGGGCAACAAGGGCAGCAAGGGCAGCAGGGGCAGCAGCAGGAAGGGCCUGGGCAGGGGGAUUUGCAACAGCAGCUAAAGGAGGCUCUGCUGCGCAGAUUAGGGGAGAUCCAUGCGGCAACCAGUGCCACCAGUGCCAUUACCAGCAAUUCUGACGCCCGGGGGCUGCUCUAAGCGCCAGUGGUGGUGGUUUUCACAGGCGCCAUCUAAGCGCCAGUGUGGGAGUCACCAGCAGCGGCAGCAGCAUGCUGGUUGCUCCUGCCACUGCACGGGCCUCGAGUCAAUGUAUCCCCGCUGCAGCUGCUGCUGCUGCUGCAGGCAACCUUCCCACUGUGUGCCACUCUGCCUACCCAUCAGCAGCCGCUGCUUCAGAGGGUGCUGGGGCAUUUACACUGCAAAUGCAAGGCACGGGUCUAAGCUCUGCUGCUGCAGCAGCAGCAGCAGGUGCUGCUCCUGUUUCCCCAGUCCUCAACCCCCCUCCAUGCACCGUUGCGCCUCUCUAGACGCCCACUCUCAGCAGUUUUUCAAAACCCUCAGCACCUAUAU